Topomyia yanbarensis is the source of this 603-nucleotide messenger RNA. RefSeq names its product small ribosomal subunit protein eS19A-like. Gene Ontology annotation, molecular function: RNA binding; structural constituent of ribosome. The transcript has 3 exons. The coding region runs from base 75 to 545 and encodes 156 amino acids. Lineage: Eukaryota; Metazoa; Arthropoda; Insecta; Diptera; Culicidae. Gene Ontology annotation, biological process: translation; ribosomal small subunit assembly. Gene Ontology annotation, cellular component: cytosolic small ribosomal subunit; ribosome. The record is from RefSeq and is a predicted model, not a curated record.
CUUUUGCUAAAUGUCAAGAUUGCGCCAUAUUGAAUUCUUUCCUUCUCUUUUUCCGGUUGCAUAUACAAGUGAAGAUGCCAGGAAUCACCGUUAAGGACGUCGAUCAGGAUAAAGUUGUCCAGGGCGUUGCCCUCUUCUUGAAAAAGUCCGGCAAACUAAAGGUGCCAGAUUAUAUUGAUCUGAUCAAAACAGCAAAGUACAAGGAGUUAGCCCCAACCGAUCCGGACUGGUUCUACGUACGGUGUGCUUCUAUUUUGCGACGUCUGUACCACCAGAGCCCUUCGGGUGUUGGUUCGAUUACCCGCAUCUAUGGAGGUCGCCAGCGUAACGGUGUUCGUCCGUCGCACUUCUGCCGUGCUGACGGUAGUGCCACGCGAAAGGCUGUUCAGUCUCUUGAACAGAUCAAAUUGAUCGAAAAACACCCCGAGGGAGGUCGUAAGCUUACCAGCCAGGGCCAGCGGGAUUUAGAUCGUAUUGCUGCCCAGAUCAUUAGCAAGCAACGGGCAGCUCUGAAGAAGGAAGCCGCCACAAUUGUGCUGGCAUAAGGAUUGCUUGUUUGAACUUUCGAGCGGAUGAGAAUAUAAGUUAAUGGUGUAAACUGCA